Messenger RNA from Cavenderia fasciculata, 729 nucleotides. Its product is annotated as osmotically inducible family protein. Gene Ontology annotation, biological process: response to oxidative stress. Bases 1 to 729 code for a protein of 242 amino acids. Gene Ontology annotation, molecular function: peroxidase activity. The transcript has 4 exons. The record is from RefSeq and is a predicted model, not a curated record. Lineage: Eukaryota; Evosea; Eumycetozoa; Acytosteliales; Cavenderiaceae.
AUGGUUACUAGAGUUAAAAAAUCAUCUUCACCAUCAUCAAACACUUCUUCUUCUUCUUCUUCUUCUUCUGCAAAUACCAAUACUACAACAAUCACUCGAUCAAGAAGAAAUGGUAAAUUAUUGGAUGAGUCGGCACAAAGAGAAGUUGACUCUUUACCAAAUGUAGUUAUUAUAAUCCCUGUAUUUAGAACAGACGAUGAAAUGUAUAGAUAUUAUUCUCGUCUUUCAAAUACUACUCAGAGAUAUUCUAUUACUAAAAGUGGAAGAAGAGUUAAAUAUUUUCAUCUCAAGAUGAUCAAGAGAUUCGCAACAGCAUUAUGGAAGGGCAGCAUUAAAGAUGGAUCAGGUGUGAUUACUACUCAAAGCAAGGUCAUUUCAUCCUUGCCAUACAACGUACCAUCAAGAUUUGGUGGUGAUCAAGUUGAUAAACAUACCAACCCAGAAGAAUUGAUUGCUUCAGCUCAUGCUGGAUGUUAUUCUAUGGCCUUGUCUGCUCAACUCAGUGGAGCAGAACUCACUCCAACCUCGAUCAACACUACCGCCACACUCUCAAUGCUCAAGGAUGAUAAGGGUUGGACAAUUACCCAAGUCGACCUCAAGUGUGAAGCAGUCGUUCCAAAUGCCACCAAGGAAUUGUUCCUUGAAAAGGCAAAGGCUGCCAAGGAAGGUUGUCCAGUCUCAAAGGUCUUAAAUUGCAAGAUCACUUUGGAUGCUACACUUAAAAAUUAA